AUGGGGCAAUCAAAGUUUUGCGCUCAGCGGUUCAACAAGACGCAAGCCGAGCUCGACAAACGCGACACUGAACUUGUCUAUCUGUCCAACUGCAAGAACCUCUUGUCGUGCUGCCCGCCCCUGCACACGGCCGACUCCACCGCGGGUAGCAGCUGCCAGCCGCCUACCAGCGACAACCAAUGCACCGUCUCCUCGAGCAGCUACACGACUUGGGAGAGCGACUCGCCGGCGUGUACCUUCGCGACCAACGUGCGGUUCACGGCGCAUAGCAACUCAGAUGCGCAGAGCCGCCCCGACUUCUCCUGGGGCACCAACGGCUUCAAGAACUUCAACUGCUACAAGGAAAGCGGCCGCGCCAUUUACACGUACAACGGCCCGGAGACGUCCACCACUUGCAGCAGCGUCUACUACUACUGCAUCCCCAGUAAGUAUGCGUGCUUCGAUCGGCUUCGGCAGAGAAGAACCCGGGGUAGAAGGGGCUUGGUCCGGCACUGGCAGAAACCAGGCGAGGGUUAA
This is a messenger RNA of Thermothielavioides terrestris NRRL 8126, 516 nucleotides long. RefSeq lists its product as uncharacterized. The transcript has 3 exons. The coding region runs from base 1 to 516 and encodes 171 amino acids. The record is from RefSeq and is a predicted model, not a curated record. Lineage: Eukaryota; Fungi; Ascomycota; Sordariomycetes; Sordariales; Chaetomiaceae.